CAACAAAAUAGCGCGUGCCGUCACUCUAACCGUCCCAUGGCCUCCUCUCUCCGCCCAAACCUCAUUUCUCCUGCAACUUUCUUCGCUCCAAAGUCUAUCCCUAAUUCCCAUACCAAACCUUCAACCGCUAUUCUCAUACGGUGCGGUCCACGAUCUAACCGUGGUCCUCUCGUCAAAGGUCGUAUCUUAAGCACUGAAGCAAUACUUGCUAUCCAGUCUCUCAAGCGCGCGUAUAAUAAAUCAUCAUCGUCGAACCUCUCGCUGGCAGACCUUCCCAAUCUGUCGCGCCUCCUCAAAGCAGACCUCCUCGCUAUACUCCGAGAACUUCUACGCCAAGAUCUCUGUUCUCUUGCUAUCCACGUCCUCUCCACUCUCCGAACUGAAUAUUCAGGUCUGAUUGACUUGAAUCUCUACGGCGACGUCAUCUCUGCACUCUCCAGAAACAAAGUGUACAACGAAAUCGACCGUUUGAUUGAUGAUUUGGAGAAAGAUGAGGGUGGGAUCCAAUGGGAGAGCGACAAGGGAUUGUUGAGGGUGAUAAGGGGUGUGGUAGAUGCGGGAAGAAGAGAAUCGACGGUCAAGAUAUGUGAGAUGAUGAGGAGAGGUGGAUGUGGGGACACGUGGCCAGCUGAUGAGUAUGUGGUUAAUGUUUUGUGUAAAGGGUUGAGGAGGAUGGGCGAGGUAGAUUUGGCUAAUGAGGUUGAGAAAGAAUUUGGAGGGAUUUUCAAGCCUAAAUUUGAAAAUUUGAGUGUGUAAAAUUUUUUUUUUAAAUAAUUAGUUUAAAUUUUGGCUGAUUUAUUGAAAAAUAAUUAACCGUACUGAAUAAUAAUGUAAUUAUUUUA
Molecule: messenger RNA, 842 nt
Organism: Jatropha curcas
Lineage: Eukaryota; Viridiplantae; Streptophyta; Magnoliopsida; Malpighiales; Euphorbiaceae
Product: PPR containing protein
Biological process (GO): Group II intron splicing; chloroplast organization
Molecular function (GO): RNA binding; protein binding
Source: RefSeq, a predicted model, not a curated record